Molecule: messenger RNA, 1540 nt
Organism: Papaver somniferum (opium poppy)
Lineage: Eukaryota; Viridiplantae; Streptophyta; Magnoliopsida; Ranunculales; Papaveraceae
Exons: 1
Coding region: 107-1306 (399 amino acids)
Source: RefSeq, a predicted model, not a curated record
GAAGGUGGUUGCAAUAUAAUUUUCGGGGUGCCUAAAUAAAGUCUAUCCUUGUUUAUUCACCUCUGUUUAGAUGAGACAGAUUGAAAAUCAGUAAAUUGAAGAAAUCAUGGAAACCAGUUCAGUUUUCCUUCACACAGCAACCUACCCAUUUGGGUGUUCUCCUAGAAGAACAAACAGAUUUUCAGUCAGACCUUUGAACAAACGCUUACAACACUCACAGUUAAAUGGGAGAUUUCAAAACCCUAAAACCCUCAAAAACCUAGUGAGUUGCUCCAAACCCCUAAGCAUUAGGUCACCAAUAUCACCCCAAUUCAGAAAUUACUUCAAAUGCUCAUAUUCAAGCAGCAGCAGUAGUAAUAGUGCCUCUGAAGCUGAAGUAGAAAACCCAUUAACCAAAUUUGCAAAAACCCUUUCUUUGGAUUCAGUGAAGAAAUCUUUAUCUGAAUUAACACCUUUUGAUAUCUGCAAAUGGUCUGGGAUUGUCUCAAUUGCUAUUGCUGCAACAAAAUGGACGGUAAAUCUUUUACUCAGUCCUUUUUUCUGGAUGUAUUUUAGUUGGACUUGGUUAUUUUGGCCUUGGUUUCUAGCUGUGGGUCUUGCAGUUUACGGUCUUUAUUGUCUUCGUAAACAUUCGAAUGGGGAAGCAAAUAUCUUUGAACAAUUAGCCAUAGUGACUUCAGCUUUUACUUGGUUAACCCUUGUUCCACCAGCUCAUUUUAAUGGAUACCUUGAAGGAUGGCCAUUUGUGUUCUUCUUUGUGUAUCAUUAUUUCUUCUUCUUCAAUGCUAGUAUAAGGAAACGUCUUUAUGGUGAUUAUUAUCUCCCUGCGCAUGAUCCAAAAUGGGAUAUCGUGGUACCCAGUUUGUUUCGAUAUUUGUUCUUUACUGGUGUAAUGGUUGGUCAUUGGUUUGCGGCAAUGGAAGGACCUGAAUUGCACUUAAUUCGCGGUGGUUGGAGAAACUUCGGAGUUUGGGGUUUGAUAAUUGCAACGCUUUUUAUGCACUACAACUCAAGUUUGUAUCUAGCUAAGUAUUCUGAGAAGGUUGUGGUGCCAACUUCAGUUGUUCAGUUUGGUCCCUAUAGAUUUGUUCGACAUCCAAUUUAUGCGUCUACGAUGAUGCUUCUUGGAACGUACUGUGUUGCACUUCGGGCACCUCUAAGUUUGCUGUUUAUAAUUGCCGUCUGUGUGGUUUAUUAUGACCAGAAAGCGAAAUUGGAAGAGAGCUUGUUGCUGGAGACAUUUGGGGAUAAAUAUACCGAGUACAUGAAUAAAGUUAAGUACAAGUUCAUCCCUUUCCUAUAUUAGUCUACUUUCGGCUGUAAUGUUGUUAAUUGACGUGGGUUUGUGUGGAUUUGCUCUUAUCAAAUCAACCUUUUGAGCCUUGUAAUCGGAAUUUCUAGUGGAUGAACAUGACUAGUUCUUUCACUUGUUUUUACUUCAUUCAUGAUUUUCAGAGUGUAUUUGAUCCUACAUUUGGCAGUUUUUUGUUGUUGUUGUACUCGAUGUUAUUAAUUACAUUUUGUGUUCCUGAUCUUUCCA